Messenger RNA from Python bivittatus (Burmese python), 3447 nucleotides. RefSeq names its product acid phosphatase 6, lysophosphatidic (gene ACP6). The record is from RefSeq and is a predicted model, not a curated record. Gene Ontology annotation, biological process: lysobisphosphatidic acid metabolic process; dephosphorylation. Gene Ontology annotation, molecular function: lysophosphatidic acid phosphatase activity. Gene Ontology annotation, cellular component: mitochondrion. Lineage: Eukaryota; Metazoa; Chordata; Lepidosauria; Squamata; Pythonidae.
AGUUCCUUUCCGGGAAGUCUUGUCAGCUGGGUUAAUUGUGAAUCAGAGGAUAAAAGUGGGGGCACGUGCUUUUACCCGGUGGUUCGCGUUGCAUUCCGAGGCAAAAGUAGGGAAAGACGCCGGCGGCUUCUCUUGAGCGAACUUCUACUUCCUCUGGAUUUUUAGGGACUGAUUUACGUUAGCAUGAAUCUUUGGGCUCGGGCAGGCAUGGUAGGCGCUCUGUCUUGUUGCAUGCACCGCAGGAGGAGUGUCCUGGCCGAAGCUGAAAGGACCGACGUAGAGAGCAGCAGCGACAACGGCCGGCCGGAGUUGAAACUGGUACAGGUUUUCUUUCGGCACGGCGCUCGCACGCCCCUCAGGCCAAUCCCGGGUGUUCAGCAGCAGGUGGAGUGGGAUCCUGCUCUUCUGGAGAUCCCCGAUCAAACAAAGUUUCACUACACAGUAACUAAUCUCACAGGUGGACCGAGGCCAUAUUCUCCUGAUGAAGAAAAUUACAAAAAAACAGUGCUGAAGGGAGGUGUAAUUGCGGGGCAGUUGACAACAGUUGGCAUGCAGCAGAUGUUCGCCCUGGGGGAACGACUAAGGAAACGUUACAUUGAGGAGACCAAUUUCCUCUCAUCAUCAUUCAAACCUUCUGAAGUCUUCGUCCGUUCCACUAAUAUUGUUCGGAAUCUGGAGUCCACACGGUGUUUGCUAGCUGGGCUGUUCCAACAACAGAAAGAAGGACCGGUUACCAUUGUCACAGAUGAAGCAGAAUCUGAAAUCCUGUAUCCCAAUACAAUGAAUUGCCAACAACUGAAACGUAUGUAUAGAGAUGGUUUGGCUACUGUGAAUUUGCACCAAGGCAUCUUUGAAGAUCUGAAGAAUAUUAAACAAAAUAUGGGAAUUAGCAAUGAGCAAAAAGUAGACUUCUUCCUCCUCCUUGACAACAUUUUUGCAGAACAGGCACAUGACUUACCAAGUUGCCCUGUCCUGAAGAAUUUUGCACAACUAAUUGAGCAGAGGGCUGUUGACUCACUUGUUUAUGUUACAAAAUACAGUUCAAGGAAGAUUCUUCAGAUGUCUGUUGGUCCUCUCCUGUAUGCAAUAGAGGAGAACAUUAGGAAGGCAAUAGAGCCGCCUCCUUCUGAUGCUAAGACCACGAAGCUCAUUCUCUAUGCUGUUCAUGAUAUUACACUCUUCCCAUUGCUGAUGGCUAUGGGAAUCUUCAAUUCAAAGUGGCCUCCAUAUGCAGCAGAUGUGACUCUGGAACUCUAUCAGGACUCCAAGGACUGGUUUAUACGACUGAUCUAUAAUGGAGAGGAGCUGAUUCCAGGAGGAUGUAAAGAUGGUUUCUGUCCACUAGAAGACUUUUUAAAUGCUCUUUCAGUAUAUAGCACAAAGCCGCUGGUAUAUGACAUGAUUUGUUCCCAGACAGAAGAGACCCUUUUACAACACAGUUGACUUUUACAACACAGUUGAUCAGGAAGGCACAGUGACUUUGUUACUCUUUCUAAAUAGUGUAAAAGUAAUGUAUUAUUCACUGUGUUUCAACUUGAUAGCUGAAACUGAUAGCAACAAAAGCUUGUUAUAAUGGUGAAAAUGGAUGCUAGUUUCACAUUCUGGAAAUGAGCAUAAGUAGUAGAAUGAAAGUUAUUUUAUGGCAUAUUACAUUACUACUUAUGGGAGUACUGAUGGAUAGUCAAAGAGCAGUUACUACAGCACAUCUUUCUUCAUAAUACAUUUUUUUCAGUAAUAUAUUUAAGUUCUCUUUUAUACUUAAAGAACAUGGCCUACUUUUUAAUGUUUGAAUCUCUUACUGAACAUUUUGAGCUAAGUAUAAUCAUCUUUGUAUACAAUUUUUAAACUUCUUAAGGUAUAGUCACAGAAUUACCUCUUCCUACAUGUUUUUAAUCUUAAUUUAAAUGAAGAGCCUGCCUAAAAGUAUAGCUCUUAGAAACUACUGCAUUAUGGAUAGUAAAGUUUCUUUCUGUAACUUUUAACACCUUUUCCUAACUGUAUCAUUCAAUAAUAAAGCUGAGGUUGAAAAUAAUUUCUCAUUUGAAGCCUGAAAUAUGAAAGCAUGGUUGUUAGCUACUGUAGACCAAGGAAGGGGAAACAAGACUUAAGCACACCUAAAUGUUUUUUUUCUUUAAUCGGUGAACCAGGAAGUAAGUGUGUGCAUGUAUGUUUUCCUUUCCUGAAAAGGAAGUUCACAUCUGACCUGUAGAUUUCCAUAGAUCAGCUAAGAUGAUGGAAUAGGAAAGAAUAUUUUUAUGUUAAACUUAGUGGUGUGGACUAGUCAUAUCCACAACUCCCAUGCAAUUCCUUCUAUUUCAGUUGUGGUCAAUUUAGCCUAUGGCUGAAAAAGGUUUUCUAGUCCUGGCUUCAUGUAUCUUUCACAGCAACAAACUCAUAUUGUGAGUUAGGCAACAAACAUAUGGCACAAGUUGUUUAAGCAAUGUACUUGUUAGAGGACUUAAUGAAAAUUUUUCUGGAAGAAAAAAUUAAUUAUCAGCGUGAACAUUUACCUUUACAUCUGUCAGCAAGACAGUAAUGAUAACGUCUAGGUGAUUCAUUAAUGGCAGCUCCAAGUGCAUGAAAUACAUGUUACUGGAGAAAACAGAUCUACAUCAGUUAUGGUUUCAGUAAACCCAUACUGCAUUUAGCUUGCAUUCUGCAACAAAGGCCAUCUCCAGACACACAGGCUUCAGUUUCCAGAAUCCCUUAACCUGGAUGGGAUCAGUGAGAUCGCUCAAGAGUUUAAAUUUGUACAUCUGGAAUACAAGUAUAUAGGGGAAGUCUGCUCAGGUUUAGUAUCACUGCUAGCGGUGAUACGCAUACAUUCAAAAUACAGUUGCCUGCAAGUUUAGGCAGCUCUGAUCAAAUGUUUCAGUGAAUAUUAAGUGAACAGCUGACAGAACCUCUACAUAAUGCAAAUUUGAACUCAACAUCUUUCUGCAAACUUGAAUGCAUACUUAUGAUUUAUAUACAGUUUAUAGAUUCAAAGCCAUGAAUACAGCAGGUUCAUACAUUUGGACAUUCUUCUAUUCAGUGCUUUGUAACAUCUACUUUGGCUAAAUUGUUUUCAAAUGUUACUGUAGUUAUCUAUGAGUCUUACUAUUCUUGCUUUUGGAAUUCUUCCCCGCUCUAUCUUACCAAACUCUUUUAACUUAAUAUUUUCCCCACAGAUUUUCAGUACUAUUGUUUGGGAACUCUGAAGGCCAUUAAAAAAACUUAGAUUUUUCCUGUACAUACUUCAUGGUUGAUUUGGAGGCAUAUUUUGGAUCAUUGCCUUGGUGAAAUAUUCAGCCUCUCUUCGGUUUCAUUUGUCCACUGACUGUAGGACAUUAGCUUCUGGGAUGUGUUGAUAUUCAGUUGAACUCAUUCUUAAUUCAACCUGCACAGUGUUUCCUAUGUCAGUGGUUGCCACACAACCCCAAAGCAUAAUAAAGCCACUCUUAUUGG